GGAUAAUGGAAUGAAGCGCCAUGGCUGACUUCUUCUCCCGACGCUUCCUUCUUUCAUUGCAUCAUAUAUACUAUAUUCACACGCGUUAGAAUAUUAAUAAUCCAAGAAAUUACCUUCCUACAAUACAAGAUGCGUUCAAUAAAGCCUAGACACCUCCGUCACCGUCCAUUAUCCCGCUACCUCUCAACUAGUUCAUCUCUCCAGUCUCAAGUUACUCCCAUAACCUCCUUACUAAUUGCAAAUCGCGGUGAAAUUGCUCUGAGGAUAAAUAAGACAGCCGAACGCCUCGGUAUAAAGACCACUACAUUAUAUACCGAUCCCGACGCCUCAUCACAACAUGCCUCUUGCUCGUCACAUUCCAUAGGCCUCGGUGCGGCUAAUGGCUAUCUUGACGGCGAAAGAAUAGUGAGGCUGGCUAAGCAGCAUGGCAUCCAGGCACUCCAUCCAGGCUAUGGGUUCUUAUCAGAGAACUCUGCCUUCGCCAAGAGGUGCGAGCAGGAGGGAAUAGUAUUCGUCGGGCCGCCAGCCCAGGCCAUGGCAGACAUGGGCAAUAAGGCACGGAGUAAAGAAAUUAUGACUCAAGCCGGAGUACCGUGCGUCCCCGGGUAUCAUGGAAGCGAGCAAGGUGAGGCGGAAUUGCUCGAACACGCUAAGCAAAUACAGUUCCCCGUCUUGCUGAAGAGUGUAAGAGGUGGCGGUGGUAAGGGCAUGCGUAUCGUAAUGGAGGAAGGCGAAUUCCUUCAGCAGUUGAAGAGCGCGCGGGCAGAAGCGAAGGCGUCCUUUGGUGAAGGCGGCGAGGUUAUGUUGGUCGAGAAGUAUAUUGUAAGGCCCAGGCACGUCGAGGUCCAAGUAUUCGCAGACAAGCAUGGAAACUGCGUGGCCCUUGGGGAGCGAGACUGCAGCGUGCAACGACGACAUCAGAAGAUACUCGAAGAGUCACCGGCUCCCGACUUGGAUGAUGUGACGAGACUAGAUCUAUGGGAGAAAGCCAGAACGGCGGCAUUGGCAGUGGGGUACGUCGGGGCUGGUACGGUAGAGUUCAUCCUCGACAAGGACACGGGGAAUUUCUACUUCAUGGAGAUGAACACCCGACUCCAGGUUGAGCAUCCUGUCAGCGAGAUGGUCACGGGGACUGACCUAGUUGAAUGGCAAUUUCGAGUUGCUGCUGGGGAGAAGUUGCCACUAACACAAAAGGAGAUCAUUGACAGAAUUCAGGAAAGGGGAGCAGCCAUCGAAGCAAGGAUAUACGCCGAGAAUCCUGAAAAGGGGUUCAUACCCGACUCUGGAAAUCUAGUUCAUUUGAAAACUCCCAAGACUAACGAGGAUGUCCGAAUCGACGCUGGUUUUAUUCAGGGCGAUACGGUGACGGAAGCUUACGAUGGCAUGAUUGCAAAACUUAUCGUUAGGGGAAGAGACCGGGAGACCGCCAUCAGAAAGCUCGAGCUUGCGCUGCGAGAUUAUGAAGUGGUUGGUCUGAGCACUAACAUCGAGUUCUUGAAGCGUCUGUGCAGAUCGCCAGCAUUCAUAGAAGGCGAUGUCGAGACUGGGUUCAUCGACAAAUGGAAAGGAGACCUUUUCGAUCCUGUGGUAAUCAAGCCUGAAGUGUAUGUUCAAGCGGCACUUGGCAUAUUCUCCACCAAGCCAACAGAGACGGUCGAACCUCAUGGCGAAAGUCUCGGUUUCGGUUCUCCUAGUGGCAGCGAACGACAAUUCUCUUUCAAGUCCCUUGAUUUAUUGGAUCAAAAAGAAGGGGAAGUGGUGGAUGUCAGGAUAAUCCAGAAAGGAAACAGUUUAUUCGACGCCCGGGUCACCCGAAAAGGCGAGGAGCCUCAAGUCUUUGAGAAUCUCGUCUCGUCACCCGUUCCAUCUUCGGAGAAUACGAGCAUAACCACCUUCUUCCCAGAUACGCGGAUAGAAACUACGGUUAUACAGGAUCCGAACAACGACAGUAAGAUUACCAUAUUUCAACUCGGCGCCAAGACAGAAUUAUCUCUAGUGUCUCCGACUUGGUACGAAAAAGCCUUAGGACUAAAGGAAGUAACGGCAUCGGUUGCAGCCCCAAUGCCUUGUAAAGUCCUCAAGAUUGAAGUCGAGGAAGGCGACAGAGUGACUAAAGGGGCUCCUCUUGUCGUCAUCGAAUCUAUGAAAAUGGAAACGGUGAUUCGAUCACCACAAGAUGGUGUUAUCAAAAAGCUAGCGCAUAAGGAGGGUGACAAAUGCAAAGCUGGAACAGUGCUAGUUGUUUUCGAAGAGGAAGAGGUCAGCCAAUAACACACAAGUGAACAGGGGUAGAGCGGAGUUGUUGAAAACUUGACACCAUCACGCACAGAAAGGGGGGCGUUACUAUAGGGCUAUGUGGCUGCGGCAUUAUUUCGAGAGGAGAUUGAAAUGCAUAUUUGGGACAUGGGGUUAUAGCUGUGAUUUAUCAAAUUUAUUUUAUGCAUCUGGGACUUACCUAUUCAGACAUACAUCCCCUUCAUGUUGAAGCAUCAUUAAACCUACAUGAUUCACCUAUCAGUAAUAUAGCAACAGCAACUUAAUUUUAGCCAGCUGAAUGCUUAGAUCGAUUAGGUACCUAGUAAUUCGGUAUAGGUGGACAGAAUCUGGCUUGUAA
This is a messenger RNA of Annulohypoxylon truncatum, 2614 nucleotides long. RefSeq names its product carbamoyl-phosphate synthase L chain, ATP binding domain-containing protein. Lineage: Eukaryota; Fungi; Ascomycota; Sordariomycetes; Xylariales; Hypoxylaceae. Gene Ontology annotation, molecular function: methylcrotonoyl-CoA carboxylase activity; metal ion binding; ATP binding. Gene Ontology annotation, cellular component: mitochondrion. The transcript has 3 exons. Bases 130 to 2271 code for a protein of 713 amino acids. The record is from RefSeq and is a predicted model, not a curated record.